Molecule: messenger RNA, 812 nt
Organism: Camelus dromedarius (Arabian camel)
Lineage: Eukaryota; Metazoa; Chordata; Mammalia; Artiodactyla; Camelidae
Gene: SPATA25
Product: spermatogenesis associated 25
Exons: 2
Coding region: 85-771 (228 amino acids)
Biological process (GO): spermatogenesis
Source: RefSeq, a predicted model, not a curated record
ACUAUGAGGUAACAUUCUAGAAGGGUGGAGAAGGUAGGACAAGAGGCAGACUGUUCCCUCACAAACAGGAGCUUUGGGGCAGCCAUGUCCUAUUUCGUGUCUCCACAAACUCAUCCAGCUCUUCUGCCUUCUGGCCAAGGUGGGGCUGCUUCUCCGGGCUCAUCCCUGGGCCUCUAUAGUCCUGUAGAGCCAGUGGUGGUGACCUCUGGUGGACAAGGCCCACUGAGCCAGAAAGCUGAGCAGGUGGUACCUGCUGCCCCAGCCUGGGGCCCAGCCCUGGCAGUGCUGGAAGCCAGAGGCUGCCCUGGGGGGGCUAGCUGGGAGACACUGCAGCAGAAGGAAUACGGCCGAUACUGCCACAAAUUUCCCCACGCGAGGCAGCCGGAGAGCUUGGGCUGGGAGGAUGGCAGGUCCAGGGGCAGAGCUCCCCGCCUGGCUGACCCCAGCAGGCCUGGGCCCCUUCUGCUAUGUGGGCUGCCGCCAGGUGCUCUGCCAAUGCCCUCUGAGGCAGGGGGGAAGGAGGCCAGCUCCCAGCCUGACAUCUGCAUCCUUACCCUGGCCAUGAUGAUCGCUGGCAUCCCCACUGUGCCUGUCCCAGGCCUCCGGGAAGAGGACCUGAUCCGGGCGGCUCAAGCUUUCAUGAUGGCCCAUCCGGAACCCGAAGGGCCUGUGGAGGGGGUGCGGUGGGAGCAGUCGCACACCCACACAGCCCCUGGGCCGAUGGCCCUAGUGAGAUCCAGGAGGGGCCAGCCUCCUGGCGCCUGCUUGUAGCUGGAUGAAAUAGCACCAGACACACAGGGUGGCUUCUCUGU